Molecule: messenger RNA, 192 nt
Organism: Ilex paraguariensis (yerba mate)
Lineage: Eukaryota; Viridiplantae; Streptophyta; Magnoliopsida; Aquifoliales; Aquifoliaceae
Source: the annotation of a GenBank genome assembly
CUGGACAAAGCUGAACAGCGAAGAAAGCAGAGAGAAGUUAAGAUUGCAGCAAUGAAUGCCGCGCUUGAAAAAAAUUCAGAUUCUACCAGCUUCAAGGGCUUCAGUUCAGGUAAACGGACUAUCCCCAGUUAUGACAUGAUCCAAAGCAAAGGGCUUCAAGAUGACGAAGGAGAAAAAACCAUUUGGAUUUAG